Messenger RNA from Sciurus carolinensis (gray squirrel), 663 nucleotides. It is a transcript of the gene Mrpl27, whose product is annotated as mitochondrial ribosomal protein L27. NCBI's taxonomy places the organism in Eukaryota, Metazoa, Chordata, Mammalia, Rodentia, Sciuridae. Gene Ontology annotation, cellular component: mitochondrial large ribosomal subunit; ribosome. Gene Ontology annotation, molecular function: structural constituent of ribosome. The coding region runs from base 25 to 465 and encodes 146 amino acids. The record is from RefSeq and is a predicted model, not a curated record. The transcript is spliced from 4 exons. Gene Ontology annotation, biological process: translation.
ACCGGAAGUGAGUAUGAGGCAAACAUGGCGUCGACUGUUUUGGCGCUGAGGACGCGGGCAGCUGCCCUGUUGAGCCCUCCUAUAGCGGUAACUCUUGCUGUCAGAAGUGCGUCCAAGAAGACAGGUGGUAGCUCCAAAAACCUUGGUGGAAAGUCACCAGGCAAACAUUAUGGCAUCAAGAAAAUGGAAGGUCACUAUGUUCAUGCUGGCAACAUCCUUGGGACUCAACGCCAAUUUCGCUGGCACCCAGGUGCCCAUGUGGGGCUGGGGAAGAAGAAGUACCUCUAUGCCCUGGAGGAGGGGAUAGUACACUACACUAAAGAAGUCUACGUGCCCAGUCCCAAUAACUUGGAGGCAGUAGAUCUGGUCACCAGACUGCCCAAGGGUGCUGUGCUCUACAAGACUUUUGUCCAUGUUGUUCCUGCCAAGCCUGAGGGCACCUUCAAACUGGUAGCUAUGCUUUGAAGUCCUGUUUGAGGCCUUGGGCAGAGACUGGAAUCCAGGUGACAGGAGAAGGUGAUGCCAGAAGUCAAGUGUUGGGGUCACAACAGGGCCUCUGAGGAAGAGGUCUGUUGGAAGUUGACUCUGCAGGAGACUCUGAAUGACUGCCAGGACACCUUUUGGGAGAUCUGACCUGGGCCUAAAUAAAGCUUGCUGGAAUCA